Molecule: messenger RNA, 3007 nt
Organism: Eufriesea mexicana
Lineage: Eukaryota; Metazoa; Arthropoda; Insecta; Hymenoptera; Apidae
Gene: mus304
Product: mutagen-sensitive 304
Exons: 14
Coding region: 94-2829 (911 amino acids)
Biological process (GO): DNA damage checkpoint signaling; DNA repair
Source: RefSeq, a predicted model, not a curated record
GAAUAUUCAUAAAAAUUGUAGCUCUAAAUAACAAUUUUAUUAUUUUCAAAUAAAUAAGGUUAAUAGAUAAUAUAUGAUUUGAAGCAAGUUAAAAUGUUUAAACGAAUAGAAGUUAACAGACAGAAUGAACAUUCUCUACCUGCCAAACGACCAAAGUAUGACAUAAAGAGAGUAAAUAGUUCUAUAAAUAAUAAAGAGUCAACAAGUAAAAAGCAUGGAAAGUCAGAUGAUGUUUGGGGAGAUGAUUUUGCUGAUGAAGAUAUUGAAGAAAUGGAUUUUGUAGCAACUCAAGCUUGCUUACAGGAAGAUAAUGUUAUAAGUCAACCUAACACAGACCAAAUAUCCCCAUUUAAACAGAGAUAUAAUAGUACACCAUCUACUAGUAGAAAUGUUUCUAAUUUAAAUGGUAAUAAUUAUAAAUUAUCAAAAGCUUCUACAUAUGCAGUACAAUAUAGUAAUCAUAGGAAAGAAGUAGAGAACUUAAAAGAUAUGAGUACUGUAGUUUCUGUUAAUUAUAAAGAAUUUGAAGAUAAAUUAAUGAAUAAAAAAGUAUAUAAUUCAACAUUUAAGUUGGAUGGUAAUGAUAUUUCAGAAUUAGGAUAUACAAAAGAACUGGAAAAGCUAAAACUUGAAAAUAAGAGAUUAUUAGAUGAUUUUAUAACUAAAGAGGGAGAAGCAGUAUUUUUACGAAAUCAAUUGCAGCAAACUCAGUUAAGAGCAGAGAAUGAUAGAUUAGAAAGAACACGUUUUAUUGAAGAACAAGAAACUCGACAUAGGUCAGAAAUUAAUGCCAUUUGUAAAGAGAAGGAAUAUUUAAAGACACAAUUUGAAUUGCAAACAUUUGAAGUAGGAAACUUAAUGGAACGUUGUAAAUUGUUAGAAAGUGGAAGUGUUAAAUUAACAGAACCACAUACUAUAAAUUUAAAUGUUCCUAUGAAUAAAAGCAAAUUUAAUUCACUAAUGAAUCGAUCAUCAGUUUCAAUUACAAAACCAGUAAAAGUCAGAGAAGCUUGUAUACAAACCAACAUGCUGAAUAAAAGUAGUUAUUUUCUUAAAAUAUGGAAUCCAUAUUUUCCUCUUGGAGCAAUUCCGAAUUCAAUAUAUGAUCCUUCGCAAUCGGAGAAGUCUGUAGUUGAUAUCCAAAUUAUAGAGAAAACUGGAAGACGAAAUUUGCCUAUUUUACAAGAGGAAAAUACAUUUAGAAUAUUCGAAAAUCCGGAAUUAGUAAAACCUGUAACGACUAUAAUAGACGAUAAGAAAUUAUCGGUGGAAUUUAUUUUACCGGAAAUAGCUGUUCUUCAGCGAAAAACAAGUUCAGAACUUGAGGCGGAAAAUAUUAUACCGAUAACAAAUAAAUUAGUUUCUACUGCGAGGGAAUUAAUUUUAAAUAUAAUAAUUGUUCUUCAAACAAUUUCACAAGCUAUGAAAAACGACGAUAUUCGAGAUAUGAACGAUAUUUAUUUUUCUGCCUUAUAUUCGAGUUCUGACUUCAAUGGGAAAUGUGUAUGUUCUGCGAAUGCAUGGCACGAAUGCGAACGUGGUGUCGAAACUAGAAGAGUAUUCGGCUUGUUGUCAUACGUAGCUUUGGAAUCGACUUACCUCAGCAAGUAUAUUGCAGGAAAAACACGUUUACUCGUAGAAAGGGACGAAUCUUAUAAGCUUUACUCAUGUCAAAUGGUUCGCUAUAAUACAUGGUCGGAAAAAGAUCAUGAGUUUGAGAUGCUUAAGAUGAUAUUGCAUUUCGUUGUUUUAGUUGGAACUACGGUAAUGUCUCAUCAAUUUAGUGGUCUUAUAUGUGCAAUUAUGAUGGUUGUUUACAAUGUACAUAAAAAAGUCGAUUACUGUUCUGAAGGACUGGAAUAUAUUUACCAGAUAUUUAAGGAAAUAGUAUUCUGUAGACCUUUACCAUAUUGUUACUCUUUAGUCAGCAGUUUAAUGAUGAUUUUUGUGAAGUCUACAACGUAUUUAAAGAAACUUUGUAUUAAUUCACAAUCAAUGGCGGUGAACAACUGGAAGGGUUCUUUACAUUUUACUCCAGAUGCCUGUCCGCUGCAAAUUUUUUUAGCACAGGUGGAAAAUCAUCAGUUCGAUCUACUAGCUGCAAUAGACAUUACAGAUGUAUUGUUACAAUUUGUACAAUAUAUAUUACACACGGAUAUUAUUCCUUUGAGAUCAGAAACCUUGAAUUCUUGUAAUUGUUGCAUGAAGUUAUUAAGAUUCACUAUUAAAACACUGUGUAAAUGUUCUGAGGCAAAUCUAGAAGUCAGUGGAAACUUUAAUAUAAACAGUUUUCUUGUGCGAAAGACAGAUUUUUGCAAUUUGAAAAGCAUUUGUGCCAAACACUCGUCGUUUAACACAGCGACCAGCAAGAUGUGUAUACGUGAAAUAUAUCAAGAUAAGUUUUCAGACGAAGACACUUGGUCAAUUAUGAAGAGGAAACAGUCAAAAGUACUGAGAGCCGGAAUAAGAUUCUUGUCUCACUUAGCAAUAUGUGAUCCCGAUUUUGUAAUUCGAUUGUCGGAUAUCGAAGAUUCAUUCCAUUUAUUCAUGAAGAAUUUAAGUGCCUUCGAUAACUUUGUUCUUCAUGAAAAUGAACAAGAAGCUAUGAAUCGAAUAAAACAAACAUUUAUUUUUGACAAAAUGCCACAAUCGCAAACCGAGCAAUUCGGAACAGGUGUCCCUAUAAAGCAGUUAGACAUGAUGUCAAAUUUCGAGAAAUCUGUUGUUCAACCAUCUUCGACGAAACCCAAAAAGAGCGAGAAUCAUAACAAAUUUUUGGUCACGAUGAAAUCGCUAUUUAAUAGCAAAUUAGAUGUCUCCAAUCAUUAAAAAUCUGAAACUGGUGUUGUAUCAUAACACCGGUAUCGUCAAAUCAAUCGAAUACAUACCCAUUGAAAACCGAAACUUAAAAUUCCAGAUUCUCGGAUGUUAGUAAUUUCUUGUACAUAUUGCUUUAUAAUUUAUCUGAAAAUUUGUUAAUAAAUAUCGCGUUUUACAAUAAAUACGA